This is a messenger RNA of Sarcophilus harrisii (Tasmanian devil), 4305 nucleotides long. It is a transcript of the gene HYAL2, whose product is annotated as hyaluronidase 2. The record is from RefSeq and is a predicted model, not a curated record. The coding region runs from base 340 to 1770 and encodes 476 amino acids. Gene Ontology annotation, molecular function: hyalurononglucosaminidase activity; hyaluronoglucuronidase activity. The transcript is spliced from 4 exons. Gene Ontology annotation, biological process: carbohydrate metabolic process; hyaluronan catabolic process. Lineage: Eukaryota; Metazoa; Chordata; Mammalia; Dasyuromorphia; Dasyuridae.
GGGAGGGGAUGGGACUUCAGCAGGAACACCAGGCACUAAGGACCAAGCACUAGAGAGGCAGGAGGCAGCUAGAGCCAGUGAUCCUAGGCAUUCGGAGGAGUGCAGGGGGAACAAAAGGUCGAUAACGGGCUUUGGCCUUCUGAAUGAUGUGGAAAAGCAGAAAGAAAUUGUUCCUGGGGUCCUGAGAACAGUGAAGGGAUCAGGAGUAGGAUCAGGCAGAAGAGAACAUCCAUUUCUUUGUCCUGGCCCCGGUUACCCAAGCCACAAGCAUUAACGGAGAACCAGGUCCCAAAACAGCAGGUCCUGAGCCAGCCCUGCAGCUUGCAACAAGAGCCCCCCAUGAUGUGGGCAGCGGCCCAGACGGCCCUGGCCCUGACCCUCCUGGUGUCGCUGGUCUCGGCGGGGCCCAGAAUCGAAGAGCCAAAGCCUACCGCCCCACCCAUCUUUACCCGGCGCCCCUUCCUGGUGGCUUGGAACGCCCCAACCCAGGAUUGCAAGCCAAGAUUCAAGGUAGAGCUAGACUUCUCCGUCUUUGAUAUUCAGGCGUCACCCAACGAAGGGUGGGUGGACCAGAAUCUCACCAUUUUCUAUCGAAAUCGCCUGGGCUACUACCCUUACCAUGACUCGCACCUGCGACCGGUCCAUGGGGGUGUGCCUCAGAAUAGUAGCCUGAUCGACCACCUGGAGCGCUUGCCGGAAGGGGUCCGACACUACAUCAGGUCACCCGACCGAGAAGGUCUGGCCGUCAUUGACUGGGAGGACUGGCGCCCAGUCUGGAUCAGAAACUGGCAGAGCAAGGAUGUGUACCGCAAGGUCUCCCGCCAACUCGUCAGUUCCCGACACCCCACCUGGACCCCGGAGCAGGUGGGCAAGCAGGCCCAAUACGAGUUCGAGUUCGCUGCCCGGCAGUUCAUGCUGGAGACCCUGCGAUGGGCAAAGGAAACUCGACCCCGCCAGCUCUGGGGGUUCUACCUCUUCCCUGACUGUUACAACCACGACUACGUGCAGAAUUGGUCCAGCUACACAGGCCGCUGCCCAGAUGUUGAGGUCUCGAGAAAUGACCAGCUGGCCUGGCUCUGGGCAGAGAGCAGUGCCCUCUACCCUUCCAUUUACCUGGACCCCAUGCUAAAGUCCUCCUCCAAUGGUCGGAAGUUUGUGCGCUACCGUGUGGGGGAAGCCCUGAGGGUGGCCCGGGAGCACCACGCCGACUACUCCCUCCCAGUCUUCGUCUAUACACGCCCCACCUAUACCCAGAGCUUCACAGGGCUCAGCGAGAUGGACCUCAUCUCCACUAUUGGGGAGAGUGCAGCUCUAGGAGCAGCUGGAAUCAUCAUCUGGGGAGAUGCAGAUUAUACCAAGGGCCCGGAAACCUGCCAGAAAAUCAAGGAGUACCUGGAAAGCCGCUUGGCCCCUUACGUGGUGAACGUCUCGGAGGCUGCUUUCCGCUGCAGUGAGGACCUGUGCCACGGGCACGGGCGCUGCCAGCGACGGCUGCCCAACUCCAAUGCCUUCCUGCACCUGAACCCCCGGAGCUUUCGCCUUCGUCCUGCUCAGAGCCCCAAGGAGCCCCUCUUCCGGGCUGAGGGCGAGUUCAGCCAGGCUGACCUGGCCCAGCUCCAGGAUAACUUCCAUUGCCAGUGCUACCAGGGCUGGCAUGGGGAGAGCUGCCAGCACAGCCGCAAAGCCCCAAACAGGGGCUCCGCCAGUGGCCCAUCGGGCCUAGUAGCCCUGCUGGCCCUGGGCCUCUUGGUCCUCCUCCGACUGCCGUAGGUAGCUAUGGCUGGGGCUUCCACAAAGGAGCCAGUGAUUUUAGAUUGGUGUAGGGUCCCUGCCCAGGAGCCUGUAGCUGAUGUAGUUGGGCUUAGGGGAGAGGAAUAGCCCCCAUUUGGCAACACUCAUCCCCAGCCAUGCUUUACAUAUCCCUCACAGGGGUAGGGCCAGGAGCAGAGUGGGGUGUGGAGGGGGAGUAGCCUUCAACCCUUUGCCUAUGUUUCCCCCUGUUUUAAGGGGGGGGAUGUUGAGAAGAGAGUUUGUAUGAAUUGCUGCUGGGUGUCUUCCCGUCCUAGGGGAGGGGCUGUUAGUGGAGAAUAGGGAUGGGGGGCACGGCAGGGCCGUAGAGAGCCCCCUGCCCCUCUCCUCUCUAUAUUUUGUUAUUGUUAUUAUUAUUAUUAUUAUUAUUAUUGGGAUAUUUUGUAAAUUAAACAGAAAAACAAACAACUCUAUGUAGAAAUGUGAAUGGAGUGCACUGGGGAGGAGCGGGCAGGGUUAGUGAGCAGGCCCUCGGUGCUCUCCGGGCCCAGAGCCAAUCUUGGGGCUAAUUGAGCCCUUCCCACCAGAAGGAAAGACCUGACAUCUGGGACUCCACAUUUGGUGGGAUGGAGGAUGGGGAAGCAAGAUGGCAGCCCCCAAACAGCAUGGGCUCAGCUGAAUGAGAUGCCCAGAAGACCCUGUCUCGCUUUCUGCUUAAAGUGCUGCCAGGGAUAGACACCAUCCAGAACAGAGGGGUACUUUACCUCUCUCCACCUUUUAAUGAGCCGCUGCUUCAGGCACUUAGUGGUUGCUCCCCUUCCUCGAUGAUUGCUGCCCUGUAAGGGCUCAGCUCCUACCCACCCACCUUGUGGUACUCCCAAGACCAAGGAGGGGCUUGUGGAGUGUGGGCAGGGUUGGUGGGCUGGAGGUGGAGGAAAUAGAAUGUGACAGUGGGGGGGGGGGUCUGUGAAGAGGGGGCUCAGCAUGGCUCCGGGCUUGGGGCCAGCCUUCCUCAGUGCUGUUUUUCCCAUGGGCACGUUGCCCAGCUCUAUGUUUCUCGACCCUCUGCUUACAUCCUUCACUGGGGUGCUCCCCCAACCCUCCACCUGCCAGGGGAGGGAGAAGGGGCCGGAUCCAUCUUUCUGCCCUACAGCAGAGGGAAAAUGCCAUGCUGGCCGGUUAAUUCUGGCCCUUGCACCUCUGGUCUCUGCCAUACCUGAGGCUGGCUCAGACACGGGCCCCGGGGAAAUCCCUUGUUUCCUAGGUGGGGUCCUAAGGAGGCCUGGUUGGGCACCGGGCUGGCCCGGGCACACAGCAAGCAGUGGCAAAGACAAUACUGGGAGCAGGAUCCCAUCCUGGUGCAGGGCCUUCUCCCCUUCCCCUGUCCCGCCACACACCUGGCUGGGCUUCCUGACCACAGCCUCCGGCCAGCCCUUCGCCACACUGGUUUCCGGUGGUGUGUCCCAUGAGCCUCAACCCUGAGCCCUCUAGUGGGCAGUCUGCUCGCUGCCCGAGCUUAGGGUUGGUUUUCCAAAGCCAGAGCUCAUCUGUUUCAGCAUUUCUGAGUGAUCUGGGUGUCCCCAAGGUCACAGCUACAUUGAAUCAUAUCAAGAUGUUUUAAUUUCUAAAACGGUGUAUACCCAAAAGCUAGAAUCCACAUAAAAUCCCACGAUUCCCCUUUGGGGGUUUCUGAGACCCCCCCCAAUCUUCCAAACCUCUCUUCAAUUUUCUCCCCCAUUUUUGCCACAAGAUGGGCACCCCUAGAGUUCUUCCUCACCCACCUCCCCAGUGACAUAGUGAAGCCAGCCCAUAAAGGUUCCUGGGUCUGCAAAAUGCGAGGAACUGUGCCGGAGGGGGUGUCCCCCUCCCCCCCCAUAUUUGGCCGGAGGAGGGGGCAGAGCCCUAGCUUCUGGCCUGGCCACAGCACAAGAAUCAGUCCCUUUCCUGAGAGGAGGGUGGGGUAGGAAGGCCUGGAGAUGUGGGGUUAAAGGUUGAACCUGUCUCAGACAUUAGCUGUACAAAUGCCCUAGGCCCUGGUUCUUCAGCUGAGGGCUCGGAAGAAUAAGACUGAAUCCCUCUGGGGCUGUUCUCAUCUCUAACCUGGGAGGGGAGCUGUCAGCUCUGGCUUCUUGGGCUUCGGGUCAGGAACAUCUCCAGAUAUCGGAGCACAGGGAUCAAGUGGGAAAAGCAUGGCCUUCCUCCCAGGAACGGGCAGCAGCUGGUGGGUAUGGCCCGGUGCCGGCCAAGAAGUCUGGGGAACAGGACCACGGCAGCGGAGACCUGCGCAAGUGGGUCUUGUACCCAACAAGUGGGGCAGGGGCUUCCCUCUGAACCAUGAGUCGCUGCUAGGGAAUAGCACUUAUAUUACCCGCUGCACAUCGGACACGGCUGAGACGUUUAUAAAUAUCUGGUCCUCCCCACAGAUGAUUGGGGCCAUUGUGACCCCUAUUCUACUGUAUAAGGAGAAGAUUCUCUGUUCUAACUGCCUCCAGCCAUUAGCUGAUCUUCCCCCACCUCUCUUUUUUUAAAUAAAGCUUUUUAUUUUCAAAACAUUCA